AUGUCGAAUGGUUACAAGCCCACGCCACUGGAGCUGUCUGACGUGAAGCUGACCCCAGGCCAGGAACUUCUGGUGGAUAAACUGGCGGAGAACGCCCACAACGUGUGGGCCAAGGACAGGAUCAAACAAGGAUGGACCUAUGGCAUUCAGCAGGAUGUGAAGAGCAAGCGGAACCCUCGCCUGGUGCCAUAUUCUUUAUUAGACGAGCGUACUAAGAAGUCCAACAGGGACAGCCUCCGUGAGGCCAUCCGCACUCUGAUUGGAUAUGGAUACAAUAUCGAACCUCCAGAUCAGGAGGGCGCAGGCCAUGUGGUGGACAGACUGAGCAUCGACAAGAUCCGUUUCUUCCGUGUGGAGAGGACGUACGCGGUGAUGACGGGGAAGUGGUACUUUGAGUUUGAUGUGGUGACAGGGGGAGACAUGCGUGUGGGCUGGGCCAGACCUGGAUGUAGGCCUGAUGUAGAGCUGGGCACUGAUGAGCUGGCCUUUGUCUUCGACGGAUACAAGGGUCAACGUCUGAACAUGGGCAGUCGUUUCUUUGGGCGGUGUUGGCACGCGGGGGACGUGGUGGGCUGUAUGAUCAACAUGGAGGACAAGUCUAUGAUCUUCACCCUCAACGGAGAGAUCCUCAUCACCAACAAGGGCUCUGAGCUCUGCUUUGCCGACUUUGAGACGGAGGACGGUUUUAUACCAGUGUGUAGUCUGGGCCUGUCCCAGGUGGGUCGUAUGAACRUGGGGAAGGACGCCAGUACCUUUAAGUACUACACCAUGUGUGGUCUCCAGGAGGGCUUCGAACCCUUCGCCGUCAACAUGAACCGUGAGGUCACCAUGUGGUUCAGCAAACGCCUCCCCACCUUUGUCAAUGUGCCAAAGAACCACAACCACAUAAUGGUGACCAGAAUAGAUGGCACCAUCGACAGCCCUCCAUGUCUGAAGGUGAGCCACAGGACGUUUGGGACCCAGAACAGUAAUGGUGACAUGGUGUACUGUCGACUGAGCAUGCCUGUGGAGUUCCACUCCUUCUUCAAGACCAGCCCUGUCAUGGACAUGAACGGAUUCAGGUGCCAUGUAGUCAAGCUAACCUGCCACCAUGUUGUCUUGCAGUACCACUACUCUGUCAGGGUGUUCGCUGGUCAGGAUCCAUCCUGUGUGUGGGUGGGCUGGGUCACCCCCGACUACCAUUACUAUAGCAACCACUUCAACCUCAGUAAGAACCGGACGGUGACGGUUACCCUGGGAGACCAGCGUGGGCGGGUCCAUGAGAGUGUGAGGAGGAGUAACUGCUACAUGGUGUGGGGUGGGGACGUCACCAGCUCAGGUCACUCGUCCAGUCGCAGUAAUGUGGACCUGGAGAUAGGCUGUCUCAUUGACCUGGCCACUGGCCUGGUGACCUUCACUGGCAACGGCAAGGAGCUGGCCACCUCCUACCAGGUGGAACCAAACACAAAGCUGUUUCCUGCUGUGUUUGUGCGACCGACCAGCCCCAACCUCUUCCAGUUUGAGCUGUCCAAGAUAAAGAAUGCCAUGCCCCUGUCAGCUGCCAUCUUUAAGAGUGAGCAUAAGAACCCAGUACCCCAGUGCCCUCCGAGGCUGGACGUCCAGACCAUCAACUCAGUGCUGUGGAGUCGCAUGCCCAACACCUUCCUAAAGGUGGAGACGGCCAGGGUCAGUGAGAGACACGGCUGGGUGGUGCAGUGUCUGGAGCCCCUGCAGAUGCUGGCUGUGCACAUACCUGAGGAGAACAGGUGUGUUGACAUCAUGGAGCUGUCUGAGCAGGAGGACCUGAGGAAGUUCCACUACCACACCCUGAAGCUGUACUGUGCCCUGUGUGCCCUGGGAAACACCCGCGUGGCACACGCCCUCUGCAGCCACCUGGACCAAUCCCAGCUGCUCUACACCAUCGACAACCAGUACCUGUCGGGCAUGCUGCGCGAGGGCUUCUACAACAUCCUGAUCAGCAUUCACCUGGAGACGGCCAAGGAGGCCCGCCUCAUGAUGAACAACGAGUUUAUUAUCCCCAUCACCGCCGAGACGCGCAGCAUCCGCCUGUUCUCCGAUGCCUCCAAGCACCACUCUCCUCCCGGGGUGGGCCUCAGUACCUCCCUGAAGCCCCGGCUCAACUUCUACCCUCCCUGUUUCAUCAGCACCAAGAGGGAGCAGCAUCUGUACAGCCCCCAGAUCCCACUGGAUGCCCUGAAGGAGAAGGCCAUCACCAUGCUGACCGAGGCCGUGCAAGGCGGUGGGCAUCACAUCAGGGACCCUGUAGGGGGCAGCGUGGAGUACCAGUUUGUGCCCAUCCUGAGGCUGAUUGGUACACUGCUCACCAUGGGRGUGCUGGGCAGUCACGAUGUUCAUAAGAUCCUGCUCCUCAUCGACCCCAACGUGUUUGUGGAGCAUAGCGAGGAGGCCGUCGCCGUGGUGAUGGAGGCCACAGAGAAGGAGGGGCUGACGGGCACCGAGGAGAAGGCGGUGGAGGCCGGGGAGGAGGAGGCGGCUAAAGACGCCAAGCUGCCAAUGAAAGGUCUGCUGGAGAAGAGGCUGCCUGAGCCAGUGAAACGACAGAUGUGUGAGCUGCUGCACUACUUCUGUGACUGUGAGCUGAAGCAUCGCAUCGAGGCCAUUGUGUCUUUCUCAGACAGCUUUGUCUCCAAGCUGCAGUACAACCAGAAGUUCAGGUACAACGAGCUGAUGCUGGCCCUCAACAUGUCUGCUGCCGUCACCGCCAAGAAGACCAAGGAGUUCCGCUCCCCUCCCCAAGAACAGAUUAACAUGCUGUUGAACUUCAGUACGGGGGAGGACUGCCCAUGUCCAGAGGACAUUCAGGAGGAGCUCUAUGCCUUCCACAACGAGCUGCGGCUGCACUGUGGAAUCCCUAUGGAGGAAGAGGAAGAUGACCAGGACACGUCUAUUAAAGGUCGUCUGCUGGCCCUGGUCUACAAAAUCAAAGGUCAACCUCUGAAGACUGAAGAGGAGCCCACGGAGCAGGAACAGCAAGCCCCCUCCAACCUUAAAGAGCUGAUUAGCCAGACCAUGGUGAGCUGGGCUCAGGAGUGCCACGUCCAGGACCCCGAGCUGGUCAGAGUGAUGUUCAGCCUGCUGAGGAGACAGUACGACAGCAUUGGAGAGCUGCUCCGGGCCAUGAGGAAGAGCUACACUAUCAGUGCUGCCUCUAUACAGGACACCAUCAACCUGCUGGCCUCUCUGGGUCAGAUCAGAUCACUGCUGUCCGUACGCAUGGGCAAGGAGGAGGAGAAACUCAUGAUCGACGGUCUGGGUGACAUCAUGAACAACAAGAUAUUCUACCAGCACCCCAACCUGAUGCGUGUGCUGGGCAUGCAUGAGACGGUGAUGGAGGUGAUGGUCAACGUGCUGGGAGGAGGCAAGUCCCAGAUAGCGUUCCCCAAGAUGGUGGCCAGCUGCUGUCGCUUCCUGUGUUACUUCUGCAGGAUCAGUCGUCAGAACCAGAAGGCCAUGUUUGACCACCUCAGCUACCUCUUGGAAAACAGCAGCGUGGGCCUGGCGUCCCCGGCCAUGAGGGGCUCUACUCCUCUAGACGUGGCUGCCUCCUCUGUGAUGGACAACAACGGCCUGGCCUUGGCCCUGGAGGAACCRGACCUGGAUAAGGUGGUGACGUACCUAGCAGGCUGUGGGCUCCAGAGCUGUCCCAUGCUGCUGGACAAAGGUUACCCUGACAUCGGUUGGAACCCCAUAGAGGGCGAGCGCUACCUCUCCUUCCUGCGCUUUGCUGUCUUUGUUAAUGGUGAGAGUGUGGAGGAGAACUCCAGUGUGGUGGUGAAGCUACUGAUCAGGCGUCCAGAGUGUUUUGGUCCGGCCCUGAGAGGAGAGGGGGGUAACGGGCUGCUAGCAGCCAUGAAGGAGGCCAUCAAGAUCUCUGAGAACCCUGCUCUGGACCUGCCCUCCUCUGCCCAGGGGGUCAGCUCUGACAUGUCUGCUGAGGAUGAUGAGGAGGAAGAGGUGGUUCACAUGGGAAAUGCCAUCAUGUCCUUCUACUCUGCCCUCAUCGACCUAUUGGGACGCUGUGCCCCAGAGAUGCACUUGAUUAACAAGGGGAAAGGGGAGGCCCUGCGUAUCCGUGCCAUCCUGCGCUCCCUAGUGCCCACUGAAGACCUGGUGGGCAUCAUCAGCAUAGCCCUCAAGAUGCCUGUCAUUCACAAAGACGGCACUGUGACCGAGCCUGAUAUGGCGGCCAGUUUCUGCCCGGACCACAAGGCCCCCAUGGUGCUAUUCCUGGACCGGGUCUAUGGUAUCGAGGACCAAAGCUUCCUACUUCACCUGCUGGAAGUGGGCUUCCUGCCAGACCUGCGAGCCUCUGCUUCUCUGGACACGGAGGUACUCAGCACCACAGAGACAGCUCUGGCCAUGAACAGGUACAUUGGCUCUGCCAUGCUUCCCCUGCUCACCCGCUGUGCCCCCCACUUCGCUGGCACAGAGCACUACGCCACGCUAAUCGACUCCACGCUACACACCAUCUACAGGCUGUCCAAGGGCCGCUCUCUCACCAAGGCCCAGAGAGACGCUAUCGAGGAGUGUCUGCUGGCCGUCUGCAAGUACCUCCGUCCCUCCAUGCUGCAGCAUCUCCUGCGACGCCUCGUCUUUGACGUGCCCUUGCUGACAGAGUACUGCAAGAUGCCUCUCAGGCUCUUGACCAACCACUACGAGCAGAGCUGGAAGUACUACUGUCUGCCGUCAGGCUGGGGCAGCUACGGCAUGGCCUCAGACGAGGAACUGCUCCUCACAAAGAAGAUCUUCUGGGGUGUCUUGGAUUCGCUCUCACAGAGGAAGUACGAUGCAGAUCUCUUUAAGAUGGCCAUGCCCUGUCUGAGUGCCAUAUCUGGGGCCUUACCGCCUGACUACAUAGACUCCACCAUCAGCACCACCCUGGAGAAGCCUGUGUCUGUGGACGCUCAGGGCAACUUCGACCCCAAACCCAUCAGCACAGCCAACAUAUCUCUUCCAGAGAAACUGGAAAAUGUUGCCAACAAAUAUGCUGAGCAUUCCCAUGACAAAUGGUCAGCCGAGAAGGUGAUGUUGGGAUGGAAGUACGGAGACUGUAUAGAUGAGAAGGCCAAGACUCACCCUCAGCUCAGGACCUACAAAGGCCUUACAGAGAAGGAGAAGGAGAUCCACAGGUUGCCGGUGAGGGAGACUCUGAAGAGCAUGCUGGCUAUGGGCUGGAACAUUGACAGGACCAAGGAUGGAGAGACCAUGUCCCUACGGGAGAGUGAGAAGAUGCGGAAGAUCUCCCAGUCUUCCUCUCAGGGUAACGGUUUCAACCCAACACCAAUAGACACCAGCAAUGUGGUUCUGUCUAGAGAGUUACAGGGCAUGAUGGAGGUUGUGGCUGAGAAUUAUCACAACAUCUGGGCUAAGAAGAAAAAGAAUGACCUUGGAAUUAGAGGUGGGGCAACUCACCCUCUGCUAGUGCCCUAUGACACCCUGACUGCCAAAGAGAAGGCCCGGGACAAAGAGAAGGCCCAGGACCUGUUCCGCUUCCUACAGAUCAAUGGCUAUGCUAUCACCAGAUGUCUGAAGGAUAUGGAGCAGGACUCUUCCUCCAUGGAGAAGAGGUUUGCCUACAAGUUCCUCAAGAAGCUCCUCAAGUAUGUGAACUCAGCCCAGGAGUUCAUUGCCCACCUUGAGGCCAUGGCUACCAGUGGUAAGACAGACAAGUCACCUCAUGAGCAAGAAAUCAAGUUUUUCGCCAAAGUCCUCCUCCCUCUGAUAGACCAGUACUUCAAGAACCACUGUCUCUACUUCCUGUCUUCUCCCAGUAAGAACCUGAGCAGCAGCGGCUAUGCAUCUAAUAAGGAGAAGGAGAUGGUCACCAGCCUGUUCUGUAAACUGGCAGCUCUUGUCAGACACAGGAUUUCCCUCUUCGGGAGUGACUCCACCACCAUGGUGAGCUGUCUCCACAUCCUGGCCCACACACUGGACACCAGGACGGUGAUGAAGUCUGGCUCAGAGCUGGUGAAGGCGGGGUUAAGGACGUUCUUCGAGAACGCAGCGGAGGACCUGGAGAAGACCUUUGAGAACCUGAAGUUGGGGAAGUUCACCCACUCCCGCUCACAGAUGAAGGGCGUGUCCCAGAACAUUAACUACACCACGGUGGCACUACUGCCCAUCCUCACUGCCCUGUUUGAACACAUCACCCAGCACCACUUUGGAGUGGACCUGCUCUUGGAUGAUGUCCAAGUGUCAUGCUAUCGUAUCCUGACCAGCCUGUAUGCACUCGGGACUGGGAAAAACAUCUACGUGGAAAGGCAGCUGCCGGCCCUGGGGGAGUGUCUGGCCACCCUGGCAGGCGCCAUGCCUGUGGCCUUCCUGGAGCCACUGCUCAACAAACACAACCCCUGCUCUGUGUUCAACACCAAGACUGCCCGCGAACGCGCCAUCCUAGGCAUGCCAGACGCGGUGGAGGAGAUGUGUCCGGAGAUGCCUCGUCUAGACGUCCUGAUGAAGGACAUCAACGACAUGUCUGAGUCUGGGGCGCGCUACACAGAGAUGCCCCACGUCAUCGAGGUGGUGCUGCCCAUGCUGUGUAACUACCUGUCCUACUGGUGGGAGAAGGGCCCAGAGAACCAGCCGUCUCCGCACAGCGGGGGCAGUGUUGGGGGCAGUGUCUUCUCCACCACCGUCACCUCAGAACACCUCAGCCUCAUCCUGGGAAACAUCCUGAAGAUCCUCAACAGCAACCUGGGCAUCGACGAGGCCUCCUGGAUGAAGAGGAUCGCAGUGUACGCCCAGCCUAUCAUCAGUAAGGCCAGGGCUGUUCUGUUGAAGAGUCACUUCCUGCCUACGCUGGAGAAGCUGAAGAAGAAGACAGUGAAGGUGGUGACGGAGGAGGAGCUACUGAAAGCUGACAGUAAGGGAGACACCCAGGAGGCUGAGCUCCUCAUCCUGGAUGAGUUCGCUGUGCUCUGCAGAGACCUCUACGCCUUCUACCCGAUGCUCAUCCAUUACGUAGACAAUAACAGGUCCAGGUGGCUGAAAGAACCAGACGCUGACUCCAAUGAACUCUUCAGAAUGGUGGCUGAGAUCUUCAUCCUCUGGUGCAAAUCACAUAACUUCAAAAGGGAAGAGCAGAACUUUGUGGUUCAGAAUGAAAUCAACAACCUGUCUUUCCUGACUGGUGAUAGCAAGACGAAGAUGUCAAAGUCAGGGGGUCAGGACCAGGAGAGGAAGCAUAAGAGGAAGCGAGGAGAGUUCUACUCCAUCCAGACCUCCCUGAUCGUUGCUGCCCUGAAGAAGAUGUUGCCCAUGGGACUCAACAUGUGCACCCCCGGGGACCAGGAGCUCAUCUCCCUGGCCAAGACACGUUACCUCCUGAAGGACACAGAUGAUGAAGUGAAGGAACAUGUGCGUCAAAAUUUGCACCUUCAAGAAAAGUCAGACGACCCUGCAGUGAGGUGGCAGCUGAACCUGUAUAAGGAUGUGAUGGUGAAGAACGAGGGGCCUCCAGACCCUGAGAGGACAGUGUUCAGAGUCCAGAGCAUAUCAGCUGCAGUCUUCCAUCUGGAGCAGGUGGAACAGCCGUUGAGGUCAAAGAAGUGUGUGUGGCAGAAGCUGCUGUCCAAGCAGAGAAAGCGUGCGGUGGUGGCCUGCUUCCGCAUGGCUCCUCUCUACAAUCUGCCCAGGCAUCGCUCUAUUAACCUCUUCCUCCUGGGCUAUCAGAGAAUAUGGAUAGAAACAGAGACGUACUCUUUUGAAGAGAAGCUAGUGCAGGACCUGGCAAAGACCCAACUGAAGGUGGAGGAGGAGGAAGAGGAGGAGGCAGAGAUGCAGCCAGACCCUCUUCAUCAGCUCAUCCUGCAUUUCAGUCACAAUGCGCUCACUGAGCGGAGUUCUUUGGAAGAGGAUCCUUUGUAUAUUGCGUAUGCAGACAUGAUGGCAAAGAGUUGUGCAGAAGAUGAAGAAGAAGAAGAUGAAGAAGGAAAAGAGAAAACGUUUGAGGAAAAAGAGAUGGAGAAACAGAAGACMCUGUACCAGCAGGCCAGYCUGCAUGACAGAGGAGCUGCUGAGAUGGUGUUACAGAUGAUCAGCGCCAGCAAAGGUACGCUUGGGCCCAUGGUGACCUUUACCUUGAAGCUGGGCAUCUCUAUACUCAACGGAGGCAACAUACUGGUUCAGCAGAAAAUGCUUGACUAUCUGAAAGAAAAAGGAGAUGCUGGCUUUUUCAAGAGUUUGUCAGGACUCAUGCAGUCUUGCAGUGUCCUGGAUUUGAAUGCAUUCGAAAGGCAAAACAAAGCGGAAGGUCUUGGGAUGGUGACUGAGGAAGGAUCAAUCAACGUGAGUGAGCGGGGUUCCAAAGUACUGCAAAACGAUGAGUUCACUAAGGAUCUCUUUAGGUUUCUGCAACUGCUCUGUGAGGGACACAACAACGACUUCCAAAACUUCCUGCGGACUCAAACAGGAAACACGACCACUGUAAAUAUCAUCAUCAGCACUGUGGACUACCUGCUCCGUCUGCAGGAAUCCAUCAGUGAUUUUUACUGGUACUACUCUGGGAAAGACAUCAUGGAUGAGGCUGGCCAGCGGAACUUCUCCAAAGCCCUGGCUGUGGCCAAGCAGAUUUUCAACUCUCUCACUGAGUACAUACAGGGCCCUUGUAUUGGGAACCAGCAGAGUCUGGCACACAGCAGGCUAUGGGAUGCAGUGGUGGGAUUCCUGCAUGUGUUUGCCAAUAUGCAGAUGAAGCUGUCGCAGGAUUCAAGUCAGAUUGAGUUAUUGAAGGAGCUGCUGGACCUGCAGAAGGACAUGAUCGUGAUGAUGCUCUCCCUUCUGGAAGGUAACGUUGUCAAUGGAACCAUCGGGAAACAGAUGGUGGACACCCUGGUGGAGUCCUCCAGCAAUGUGGAGAUGAUCCUCAAGUUCUUCGACAUGUUCCUCAAACUCAAAGACCUGACCACCUCGGACAACUUCAAGGAGUACGACCCGGAGAGCAAGGGAGUGAUCUCCAAGAAGGAGUUUCAGAAGUCCAUGGAGAACCAGAAGCAGUACUCCCAGUCCGAGAUCGAGUUCUUGCUCUCCUGCGCCGAGGCUGACGAGAACGACAUGUUCAACUACGAGGAGUUUGUGAAGCGCUUUCAUGAGCCGGCCAAGGACAUUGGCUUUAACGUGGCGGUCCUGCUCACCAACCUGUCAGAACACAUGCCUCACGACGCCCGUCUGGCCACCUUCCUGGACCUGGCCGAGAGCGUGAUAAACUACUUCGAGCCCUACCUGGGCCGCAUAGAGAUUAUGGGKGGAGCCAAGCGCAUCGAGAGGGUCUACUUUGAGAUCAGUGAGUCUAGUCGUACACAGUGGGAGAAGCCCCAAGUCAAAGAGUCUAAGAGACAGUUUAUCUUUGACGUGGUGAAUGAGGGUGGAGAGAGUGAGAAGAUGGAGCUGUUUGUCAACUUCUGUGAGGACACCAUAUUUGAGAUGCAGCUGGCCUCACAGAUCUCUGAGCCUGACGCAGUGGAGCGUCCCGAGGAGGACGACGAGGACAGCCAGAGUGUGACGGAGGAGCCAGAGGAGGAAGAGGAGGAGAGCAUGAUGGAGUCUCACUCCGCCUUCACCAACUCCUGCGUCUCCAUGAGGAAGAACCUGUUCAGCUUCCGCCAGCUGCUGACCUUCAAAAGCAUGAGGCGGCAGUACAGGAGGUUCAGGAAGAUGAGUGUGAGGGAGAUGGUCCAAGGCUUCUUCUCAUUCUUCUGGAUGAUUAUCACGGGCCUCUUCCGCUUCCUCUACAACCUGGUGUGGGGCUUCUUCCACAUCCUGUGGUCCUCCAUGUUUGGUGGGGGCCUGGUGGAGGGGGCCAAGAACAUGAAGGUCACAGACAUCCUGGGGAACAUGCCRGACCCCACACAGUUUGGUAUCCAUGGUGAUGUGCUGGAGACAGAGAAGAUGGAGGCGAGUGAGGCGUCAUCUGUGGCAGAGAUGGGCCACAUGGGCCAGGGGGACAAGGCAGAGGCAGAUCUGAUGGCCGAGCUGCUUAACAUCCAAACCAAGAGCCAGGGGGGAAAGCAUGCGCCCGAGCCAGGUCUGGGGGACAUGGGUGAGGUGGUGGGGGUCGACGCCCCCUCUUUAGCCAGUGCUGUCAAGCAGAAGAAGGCCAAGGAGGCUGCGACUAAGGAGCCUACCAAUGGAGACCACAAAGCCGCGCCAGAGAAAUCAGACCCAGAGGAUGGGGAGAAGAAGGACCAGGACAAAGUCAAAGAGGAGGCUCCCCCAGAGCCCUCACCGGAGGAGAAGAAGGCCCCCAAGAAGAGACCGGGACUGAAGAAAGAGUCUCCAGAGGAGUUCAUGGCCAACUUCUUCUCUAGCCUGGACAUCUACCAGACCAAGAUGCUGAACUAUCUGGCCAGAAACUUCUACAACCUGCGUUUCUUGGCAUUGUUUGUUGCAUUUGCCAUAAACUUUAUUCUGCUCUUCUACAAAGUGACUGGAGAUGACGGGGAUGACGAUGAUCCAGAUCCCUGGAAUGGAGGUGGAGCUACUGAUGAAGAGGAGGAUGAAGGUGGGAUGGAGUAUUUUGUCCUGCAGGAGAGCACAGGCUACAUGGCACCUACACUGCGCUUCUUGGCCAUACUACACACAGUCAUCUCUUUCUUGUGUGUGGUGGGAUACUACUACCUAAAGGUGCCUCUGGUGGUGUUCAAGAGAGAGAAGGAGAUCGCCAGGAAGUUGGAGUUUGACGGCCUCUACAUCACAGAGCAGCCGUCAGACGAUGACAUCAAAGGACAGUGGGACCGCCUCGUCAUCAACACCCCUUCCUUCCCUAAUAACUACUGGGACAAGUUUGUGAAACGCAAGGUGAUCAAUAAGUAUGGAGAUCUGUAUGGAGCAGAGAGGAUAGCAGAGCUGCUGGGGCUGGAUAAGAGUGCUCUGGACUUCAACCCCACAGAGGAGACAGUGGUGAAGGAGGCAUCGCUGGUGUCCUGGUUGAGCUCUAUUGACACCAAGUACCAGUGCUGGAAAAUGGGUGUGGUGUUUACAGACAAUUCGUUCCUGUACCUGGUGUGGUACACCACCAUGUCCAUCCUGGGUCACUACAACAACUUCUUCUUCGCUGCCCAUCUGUUGGACAUCGCCAUGGGCUUCAAGACACUCCGGACCAUACUGUCCUCAGUCACCCACAAUGGCAAGCAGCUGGUUCUGACUGUAGGUCUCCUGGCGGUGGUGGUCUAUCUGUACACUGUGGUGGCCUUCAACUUCUUCCGCAAGUUCUACAACAAGAGUGAGGAUGACAACCAGCCCGAUAUGAAGUGUGACGACAUGAUGACUUGCUACCUGUUCCACAUGUACGUUGGUGUGAGGGCAGGGGGUGGAAUCGGGGAUGAGAUCGAGGACCCUGCAGGCGACCCGUAUGAGCUCUACCGCAUCCUCUUCGACAUCACCUUCUUCUUCUUUGUCAUCGUCAUCCUGCUGGCCAUCAUACAGGGUCUGAUCAUUGAUGCUUUUGGAGAGCUGAGAGACCAACAGGAACAAGUGAAAGAGGAUAUGGAGACCAAAUGUUUCAUCUGUGGCAUCGGUAAUGACUACUUUGACACGACGCCUCAUGGCUUUGAGACACACACCUUACAAGAGCACAACUUGGCCAACUACCUGUUUUUCCUGAUGUACCUUAUCAACAAAGAUGAGACAGAACACACCGGUCAGGAGUCAUACGUGUGGAAGAUGUACCAGGAGAGGCUCUGGGACUUUUUCCCUGCUGGAGACUGUUUCAGAAAGCAGUAUGAGGACCAGCUUGGAUAGAGGUGACAGACAGGURGCUGUCAUCCUACGGACAGGACUACAGUCCUACAAAGAGCUGCUCCAGGUACACUCCCACUUCCUCCUAACAGCUAGCUGAUGACGGUUGGUAACCAUUCACCGCCUAUUGCCUCCUCUAAAUGUGUGAGACUAGAGGAGAGGGGAGAUGCUAUCUUCCAUAUGACGGAAUAACCAUUUUCACAUCAACGUCAAAUGUACCUGUACAUGUUACCUUUGGUACAGUGCCAACCUCCAAGAAAGUGACUAUAUUACAACCUGCCCAGACAGAUUUCAGUUUUGAA
Salvelinus sp. IW2-2015 is the source of this 12056-nucleotide messenger RNA. Lineage: Eukaryota; Metazoa; Chordata; Actinopteri; Salmoniformes; Salmonidae. The record is from RefSeq and is a predicted model, not a curated record.